Darwinula stevensoni is the source of this 3812-nucleotide messenger RNA. Lineage: Eukaryota; Metazoa; Arthropoda; Ostracoda; Podocopida; Darwinulidae. The record is from the annotation of a GenBank genome assembly.
ACUUGUUUUCCAUUACAGGCAGAUCAGACUAUCGUCUGAAUCGAGAAGAUGACGGGGAUGGAAUCCCCAGAGUGAAAUGAGGAAGAAUGGAAUUCAGUUCAAAGAACCAAAAAAUGUCUGUGAUUGUGAAUGUUCUGGUGACAGUGUUGGUGGUGUUUGUGGUUACCCUUGUGAGUGGCAAAGACAGGUUAACGGUAGAAAGAGGCGGAUAUGAAGGAGUUUUCAUUGCACUUCAUCCCGAUCUGGAUCAGAGCUUGUGCGUGAAUCUCAAGGAAAAUAUCGAGAAGACCAUCACAGAGGCCAGCAACGUGUUGAAGCAUGCCACGGGAGACAUCCUGCAUUUCAAAACCGUCAAUGUCGUCGUACCUCGAAACUGGACCCAAUGCAGAAUCAUUACGCAAGGUAAACUGCCGGCGAGAUUCGAAUCGGCUGACGUGAGGAUCGUGAACGAGAGGCAUCCACUCUAUGGGGACGAUCCCUGGACCUUCCAGUAUGGACCCUGCGAAACGCCUGGCAAAUUCAUUCAGUUUACUGGUCGUUAUUUCCGUGACUCUUCAGUCGACUUGCAUGAAAUCAGAGGGAAAUUGUUUGCCCGAGAGUGGUUGAAAUAUCGGUACGGUGUGUUCGACGAACUGGGUUACCCCAACGAUCGUCUGUACCCUGCAUUCUACGGGGAACCCGUAGGGUCGCUAUAUCCACUGGGGAAACCCACCGGAUGCUCCGACGUCGACAUCCAUGGAGACUCAGUGACGAGUAAGGAUGGAUCUAGAAGCAUUUUCCUUCCGGACAUGGAUUCCAAUGCAUCGGAAUCCCUUCUAUACCUGGAUUUCCUACCGCAAGUGAAGAAGCUCUGCACUCACAACGACGGCAUUGCUCCCACAAAGCAGAAUGUUCUGUGUGAAUACAGAAACGCCUUCGACAUCAUCAUGGAUCAUGAAGACACAGCGAUGCCUGUUCAUCCAUGGCCUUCUCCAGCUGUUCCUAACAUCCGAUGGGUGGAAGAAGCGCCGAGGCAUUUGAUCUUCCUUCUCCAGAGCUCCAACAUACCCAAGGAGGUGCACACUGUGAUGAGAACCGCCCUGUACAACAUCCUGGACCUGUUGAAACGAUAUCGAGUAGAACUGACCACUUCGGUGAUCCUUCUAGUCCCAGAUGGGGUCUUGAACGAAUUUCCCCCUCCGCCACUGAUGGAAGUUGAUCAGAUCGUCUUGGACAAGAGUUACAUUUGGGACACAACCGCAGAGGUUGGCGGGGUUUGCUUUCAAUGCUCUGUGGAUAAAGCCAGAGAGCUUCUGGAUGACGACGAUUUGCUGAAGUUCAGCGAACUGUUGAUCCUAACUGACAAGAGUGAGUCCGAUUCAGGUGGAAAGCGCAUCAGGAAUGAUCUGGGUCUCAAGUAUCACUUCAUCCACAUUGGGGACCCGGACCCGGGUAAAGAAUUUGAAAACCUUACUCACGAAACUGAAGGAACAUAUCAGAAUGUAUUAUUCAGCGGAGUUCCAGCCGAGGACAUCGUCCAACUCGUCCAUGCCCUCGAAAACGUCUUUCCCUCCCUUCUCCCCUGGAAGGUAAGCGAACGGACGUUCCAGUUGAACAAAACCGGAUGGGGUUCGCAAGAUGUUAUCUUCACGGUCCCGAAAGACCUGAAUGCGUCGAAUGUCUUGGUACGAACCUACUUGGGAGUACACCAUGGUCUCAAUCUCUAUUUCAAAAGUCCAGAGAGCACAGGCAGCUUCAAAGAAUACCACGAGGAUGACUGGGAACUAGGACAUGUCAUCACUACCACUCUCACCGAGAAAUGGGAAGGGGAUUGGACGAUGCGGAUCCGAGGCUACAACGAAGAUGAACAAGCGGCUGUUUUGGAAAUCCUACUUCCUUUGGAAGAAAUGAUGCAACCUCAAAGAUUGGCGAAAGACAAGCUGGAGUUCCAUGUUUGGACUUCUUGGGAUCAUUUAUCAGCUUCCAUUCUAAAUAAUGCAGAAAAGCUAUAUCCGGACAAUCCGUUGAUCAUUUACGCGUCCCUGAAAUACGGCAAGAGCCCUGUUGUCGCAUCUUGUGGCGACCCAGAGAGGAAAAUGAUUGAGCUCAUUGUGGAAUAUCAAGACCCGUCUCGAAGCGAAAUGUUCUACCCACUGAAAUCUCUCAUGAUGAGCGACGAUGGCAGAGGAGGUGAUGAAAUCGUCAUCCAGCAUCUCACUAAUUCGGACAUCCAACACGGAGACGGGAUCUUCACGGCAUAUUUCGUGGAUUUUGUCCGCGAGCAGCGAAGGAUCGCCUACAGAUUCAAAGUCAGGAUUAAUGCAUCGCAGGAAUCCAUAUACGUGAUUGAAGAUAACAGGACGAGCUCUCUACGUGGACUCAUGCAUCCUGACCCCAAUUCUCCGGUCCCUUACUGCUGCGGGAGCACGAUAGGGGAUGCAGUAUGCAAGGAGGUGAAAGGAUUCACCUCAGAGAUCACCGGAAAGGUCCUUUCCGUCCAUUUCCUUACUGGGCUCCGAUGGGACUUGUUCCCACCCGGGAGGGUGACCGACUUCCAAGUCUCCCUUGAUCUCAGCAGAGAUGCCCUGGUGUUCACUUGGUCUGCUUCGGGCGACAACUACACGUAUGGCACUGUGGAGACCUACAACCUGUACAUGAGUGCGGGGAAUAGGACCACGGAAUUGAUGGUGGAGCCAGCGGGAUUGCCGGCGUUCAAGGCUUAUGGGGAUCUACAGACACACGCCUUCACCUUUUCUGAACUCAACAUCACGGAAUCCGGCAGUUAUACCUUCCAAAUUAGGGCCUGGGAUGGGACUCAAUUUUCCAAAUUUUCCAAUCGGGCAAAUAUCAAAAUCUAUCGGGAGAAGGGGCGAAGCGGAGAGAUAAAAUUUGGCUCUCAGGAUAAAUUGGCGAUUAUUCUCUUCGCCGUUCUGAUCCCCCUGGCCCUUCUUGCCCUUGGCGUGUUUUUGUACUUUUUCUGCCGGAAAAGACGAGCUGGUGACAAGGCAGCGAAACGGGAUUUCUCGUCGUAUCAAGCCGGGACGAAACAACGGCCCGAAAUCGGAGACCCGAAGCCGACGGACAAUCGGAAUUUCAUCAGUGCCUCGGAAUUCCUACAGAAAAGCGGAACGGAGCCAGACGAGAAAUCAUGGAAAGGGGCGUCCCCGUACUCCUAUCCGGAGAAGGAGUACACGGAGACGUACGAAGCGAACCCGUCCGUGUACGCCUACGAAAACCGUGGUUACAAAAGCGGUGGCGGCGUCGGAAGCGGCCUCAGCGAUUCGGAGACUGCGAGCGUUUCCGACGGUGGUUUUAAUCCUCGAUCACCGUCGAAAUACCCGGCGGGGCCGUCCGGAGACGUGUAUAGCAUCCCAGUUCCCUUUCGGCAUGCCCCUGCCCCACCGACCGCGGCACCGGCUCCACGCCCAAGGACCAUUCAAAUGAAUGGUAACCCUGGCCCUAAUCCUGGUCCUAGUCACUUCAGCCCGGAAAGUACUUCCAGUCUCGCCCGUAAGAAACGCAAUGCCACCUUAGUUUGACCUCAAAACCACACUCCAGUUUGAUCUCCUGAUUUCGAGACACAAUCAUGAAAAAUCUCUCUCUGAAGCAGUGCAUUUCCUGUGUUAUGUCCGCGUGGACAGGGAGCUGAAAUUGAUAUCGAUGGAUGUGUUGAUUCUCUGUGAUCGCAUUCCCCAACCAAAGCUAUAGUUGUAGUUCAGGGUUGUGAGCCCUAACACCCUGAUUUGUAGCAUCUCGAAUCAAAAAUGGAGGAAUGUCAUUGUAGGAAUAAAUGGAUGACUGCUUCUUUUCGAUCCUCAGAUUUUUUCCUUGGU